AUGGCGUCCCUUCUCGAGCUGAAGGAGGCUCUUGUGGAGAGCCUGGAGCGCAAGGGUAUCCUGGACGAAUUGAAGGCAAAAGUGCAGUCUGAAAUUUUUCAUUCGCUGGACGAAAAGAGCGCGAAGCGACCUGCCAUUCCCUCCGCAAACUUGGUGAUCAACGAAUUGAUACGAGAAUACCUGGAGUAUUGCGAUCGCGGUUGUAGUUCUUGUCUUGAUACAUUUGAUCUUGCAGACAGGGCGUAAAGCAGAUGAUGCGCAUUUCUUAUUCUUUGUACUUUUGAGAUCCGAUCAGGAAGUAUUUCAACUUUCUUGUUCUUCCCAUAGCCAUACACAGCAUUCACAUGAGUGCAACCCACAUUGUCAGGUACAAUCAGCAGUACCACACGCUUUCCGUGUUUCUGUCCGAAAGCGGACACCCGGAACAGCGGGUGUUUGAUCGACGGUUUCUGGCAGACGAACUGAAAAUAGCGGAUGUGACGAACGUGACACGGGCCGAGCAAACACAACACCACUCCAGUAAUCCGAACGCGAAGCUGCCCCUGCUCUACGGGCUGACGCAGAAACCAAAUCCACCUACCGUAGAUACCGCAACGCAACGACUGCAGCUCGGAGCGGCGUCCUCAGGGUUUGUUCCUGUUGGUGGCGGCACAACUUCCGAGAACAGACGAAGAUCGGUUUCUGCCGAUAGGGUUGGUGGGUCGUCGUCGAGCGGUGUGGCGCCAGUGACAGGAGGAUCCGGGAUUUUUGGCACGGGUGCAGCAUCACGUCCGCUUGUGGAUACAAGUCGUUUAAUCGCCGAAAACCACGAUGUCAUCAUGAAGGAGCCCAUGCACUUCUCGGGACCAGCCGGGAUAUCGUGAAGCAUGAGUUUGUGAUGAAAUCGUUCGCGUUUCAUUUUCGUCGGUGGAGAAACACCAGAAAUUACAACCAACUUAUCGUUAUCAUAGAUCCAUCUGCAUCAUGCGCGCAGAAGGAUGUGGUCACGCCAGGAAAUUUUGAUACGGACGAAUCUAGCGUCGUGAGACCCUUCACGAGCCGCCUAGCAGCAUAUCAGCAACGCGUAGGAACG
This is a messenger RNA of Amoebophrya sp. A120, 1072 nucleotides long. The record is from the annotation of a GenBank genome assembly. Lineage: Eukaryota; Dinophyceae; Syndiniales; Amoebophryaceae.